Molecule: messenger RNA, 1952 nt
Organism: Dichomitus squalens LYAD-421 SS1
Lineage: Eukaryota; Fungi; Basidiomycota; Agaricomycetes; Polyporales; Polyporaceae
Product: GroES-like protein
Exons: 3
Coding region: 33-1169 (378 amino acids)
Biological process (GO): D-sorbitol catabolic process
Molecular function (GO): zinc ion binding; L-iditol 2-dehydrogenase (NAD+) activity
Source: RefSeq, a predicted model, not a curated record
CUUCGCCGCUCACAUCCUCUCCAUCGCUCACAAUGUCCCCCAUCGCCCUCCCAACCCAGCACGCAGCCGUCCUCCACGGUGCCAAGGACAUGCGCUUCGAGGAGCGCACCCUCUGGCCCCCACACCAAGGCCAGGCUCAGGUUGCUGUAAUGGCCACUGGCCUGUGCGGCAGCGACUUGCACUACUACGCCCACGGACGUAACGGCGACUUCGUCGUACAAGCACCCCUCGUCCUUGGCCAUGAAGCAGCUGGUAUCGUCACCGCUGUCGGCCCCGGUGUCAAGAACCUCGUCCCUGGCCAGCGAGUAGCGAUCGAGGCAGGCAUCAUGUGCAACAACUGCUCCUACUGCGCCAAGGGCCGCUACAACCUCUGCAAGAACAUGCGCUUCUGCUCUUCCGCCAAGACCUUCCCCCACUCAGACGGCACGCUCCAGGAGCGGAUGAACCACCCCGCCCACGUCCUCCACCCACUACCCGAUAACUGCACCUUCGAGCAAGCAGCCCUCGCCGAGCCCCUCUCCGUCCUCCUCCACGCCGCCCGCCGUGCAGAACUGACGCCCGGCUCACGACAAUCCGUCCUCGUCUUUGGCGUUGGCGCCAUCGGUCUCCUCGCAUGCGCCCUUGCAAAGUCCUACGGGGCCUCCCGCGUCGUCGCGAUCGACAUCAACCAGACCCGCCUCGACUUUGCUCUCAAGCACGGUUUCGCAGAGCAGGUCCACUGCCUCCCCUUCGCCGACAAGGCCAAGACCACCGACGAGGCCCUCCGUCGCGCCAAGGAGAACAUCUCCGCCGCGCUCACCGAGUUCAACAUGCCCGACGGGUUUGACCUCGUCUUCGAGUGCACUGGGGCCGAGCCCUGCAUCCAGAUGUCCAUCCAUGCCGCCGUCACUGGGGGCAAGGUCAUGCUCGUCGGCAUGGGCUCGCGCAACGUCACUCUGCCCUUGUCGGCUGCCGCGACGCGCGAGGUCGACAUCCACGGGAGCUUCCGGUACGCGCACACGUACCCGACCGCGCUGCAGCUGCUCGCGUCGGGCAAGCUGCCGAACAUCGAGAAGAUCAUCACGCACCGCUUCGCGCUCGAGGACACCGCCCGCGCGUUCGAGCUCCUCCAGCGCGGCCGCGACGACGAGGGCAACAUGGUCCUCAAGGUCAUGGUCGGCUCGCAAUGACUGUAGACUCUCCACUCCUGUGCCUGAGACCGUUCCCGCCUACGAUGUCCUUCCUCCUCCUCACGCCCAUACUACCUCACGACGAGCGAUGACGACGCGUCGAGCCCUACGCGCGCCCGAGUUCUAUUGAUUUCUCUCCAUCUACUCUCGGCGCGGAUGUUCUGGGGUCGAACACGGUUUAGAAAAGUACACUCCUCAGCUCGCGCGCGCGGUGUGGCGCCCGCGCGUCAUCGCUCCCCACUCCUACCAUCCCCUCCCCCUCCCCGCUUCUGCACGCUAUCUUGCGUUCUCGCAUCUUGUGUCCGGCUGCCCGCUUCUGCGCUCCCAUGCUCGCGCUUCCCCUUCUCUCUCGCGGCCCCGUGUCCACGUCUUCCUUCUCGCAUCUCGCAUGGCACCGCGUCAUUUGAUGGCCCUCCACGCUUCGCGCCCGUGCCCGUGCAACCACAUGUGUACUACCAGGUCUCCCCUUCAUGUAUCCCUACUUUACUCUACUUCGCAUAGGUCCCGCUGCUCGCCGCUUGCCGCUUGCGCUCCAGUGUCCCGCUCCAGGUUACCCCAUUACCUUCUGCCCCACCCCUACUAUUGGGCCCCUGGUCCGCCCGCGUGCCCCUAUGUCUCGCGCGUAUCCGAAUCGUUCAUGCUGCGGCGUCGUCGGGCUCGAGGCUCGGAUGCCAUCUAUGUAGCUAGCAUACCUGGUCGCUUUUUUGCCUAUCGCAUUGCUCUGUGUGUUUACAUCCUAUCUAUCCCCUCCGAUUUUGCCAUCGAUCCUCUAGCAUCCCGCCC